GAUUGUUUAAUUUCACUUUGGCGAUGGCGAGUUUGGAUGAAAAGUGGAAAGCUGUGGACAACUUUGAGUCUGUUGUGGUAGAUCGUGAAAGAGAUGUUGUUCGAGUGACAGAAGAACUGUAUGAUCUUCAUAGCAACAGAGAACAAUUCAGGGGUGUAACAAGUAGUUGCAACUAUCGCUUGACGAUACCAUUUGCCCCCAUCUCUUUGGCUCGGGCAAAACGACCUUUGCCCGAACCUCUUUGGAACCCUUUGAGCAGAACCUUUUUGGAGAAGCUGAAAAGGGCUUCGUUGCUUUAUGUGGAUUUAAAGGAGUUGGAGCCAACUCGACCCAUCGAGGAAAAACGAAACCUGAAGUGGGCAGUGUACUAUUUGUUAAUCAAGGCUGCUUGUUUGCAAUCAGGUCUUCCGCAACCAGACCCGGACGAAUGUUUCAAGGAACUGAAACUUAGGAGUGAUGCUUUGGUUCAGAAAAUCCGUUCAAUCUUAAACAUUCCUUCCGAUCAAUAUCUCCUUGUGGCAUUUGACGAAGUUGGUGUCCUAGACGAAAGUCUCGACGAAUUUCAUUUCAAGAGAACCCAUGACGGUAGAGUUCGACCUUACAACGACUUUUUCGGUAUCAUUAGUCAAUUGUGCAAAGAACCCGACUUGUUUUUUAUAGUUGUUGGGAAAAACAAGGGUUUAAGUAUUAAGAAUGAUGUAGCUUUUGGGCUAUCGAGAGUUAUACUACAUUUUAUCCCUUUAUCACCUUUGGACGCUUCCAGUAUCGUUGAAUUCCUUGAAAGAAGUCUUCUAAAGACACCUACUCAACAACCGGUUUGUAAUGUCUUAUGUAGUUCUUCAUUUUCAGUAAAUGAAUUGGCAGAUUCAUUGUUGGAAUGUACAGGUGGAGUUCCUGGUUUGUUGACGCGUUUAGUGAAUAUGCUUUUGAAUUAUGUGGAAAUGAGAAAUAAGCCUUUUAUAUCGAAAGAAGAAUGUUUGACAUGUAUGAACGACUACGAUUUCCGAAGAAUUUGCGCUGAACCAUUUGUGGAACGAAUAUUGAAUUUGGACGAAGAUAGAAAAAGUGUUUUUGAUAUACUUUUAAUGAUGGCUCUUUAUCGUAUACCGUCUAAAGUAGAUGAUAGAUUGUCCUCGGAGUCUUAUCUAUUUGAUGCAGUCACUGAAAUGGGACUAUAUCGAUAUCCUAUUGACCAGAAUACUUUCCAAAUUCUUAUUCCAAAAGUAUUUGUUGGAAUCUUCAAGAACGACCCUUCCAUCUCUUCUUUGGAAAAGAUACUUCUCGAAUCACUUGAUGUAGAACCAGUAGAUUGUUUCGUCUAUUCAAAGUGUCGUGUAUUUGAAGGAAUUGUCGCUUUACGACUAGUUUUGAUGUUGUCUUCAAAGAAUCGAAAUGAGUUGAGGGAAUUGUUGUGUCAAUUGUCUCCGAUAUGGAAACAAAUGAAACUUCCAAUCAGUACAAUAUCACCUAUUCACUAUAUCAAGUCUGUUGUUAGUUCUAGAGAAACAAAAAGUGAAUCGAACAAGAGUCGACGAACUUUUGCCAAUACUGAAUGGAAUAAGAUUAUUCGAGAGACACUUUAUUUAGAGACUAUUUACAUUCCUUUGGACGCUACUUCUCAUAGUCCUGAUAUUAUAUUCAAAUUACAAUCUCCUGUGGAACCCAAAGUUCUUACUGUUGGAGUUGCAUGUAAAGGACGUUGGAAGUCGGAAGGAAUUGGCUGGUCAGAUAUUAUAGAUGAAGCCAAGAAAUUUUUAGAUCCUGUUUAUGAUCAAGUCUUAUCCAGUGCAAUGGAUUAUCAUCAUUGUAUGCUUAUUAUCGUUAGUACAAAGUUAUCAUUGAAUGCUUCUAAUGAGCUGGGUAAUCAGAGUCGUUGUUACUCCAGUGGAAUGUUUAUUGGAGGUGAUUUGUUCAAAGUACCUGAUAAUUGUGAACUUGUUAUUCUUUGUGAAAGAGAUGUCCAAAUGCUGAUUGACGAAGAAAUAUUGAAUGGACUUGAAAGAGCAUUUCAUGUUUCUGAUAAUCCUACUUUUUGGGAUUUUGGAUUAGAUUUACUUCAUAGAAUCCGUAACAGUUUCUUAAGUUGGCAAUAGAUUCUAACUCAGUCCUUCCCUUUGUUUUGAAGAGCAAAUAAACUUUUUUUUUUGUAUGUUUGAAACUCGGUUACAUCUUACUUGCUUGUCUUUUGGACACCAUACAGUCUUCCUUGAAAAGAGUUUAUUAGCUGGCUUUCAAGGCUGGCUUAUAAUCGUUUCAUGUCAAUUUUGCAAUAUUGCAGAGUUGUAACAAUGAUUCAAAAUGAAUAGACUAUACAUACAUACAUGUUGAUACAACUAGAAUGAAAAAUAUCCUUUCUUGUCCAAAUACUUAGUAAAGUGGUUACCGAAGAAUAUCUCAAAACAUUCUUCAAGUGUCUGCUAUGUUGUCUUUCUAGUCUGUUGAAAAAAGACUAGUAACUCCUUUUACUAUAAUUCUCAAAGACUGAGACAGAAAAAGUUGUUUGUAGAUUUCACUUGGACUGUCCUUCCUGUCUUUUGUUAACUGAAUAGAAGAGAGUUUUCCUCGGUUUUAGACCAAACGAAGGGAAUGGCAGCAAAAACUUGAGGCUUUCUCUAGCUUGAGGACCUACACUGCGGUCUUAAAAAGAGUUUUAGCUUGUUGAAAUUCGAUAAAAGUUUAGAUUCCUUU
Messenger RNA from Galdieria sulphuraria, 2688 nucleotides. RefSeq names its product archaeal ATPase. The record is from RefSeq and is a predicted model, not a curated record. The transcript has 2 exons. NCBI's taxonomy places the organism in Eukaryota, Rhodophyta, Bangiophyceae, Galdieriales, Galdieriaceae. Bases 24 to 2093 code for a protein of 689 amino acids.